GCUUUUUAACGUCUACUGUCCAUAUUUUACCCUUUCGUUCAUUAGAAAGUUUCGUUGAAGACGGCACUUAUCAAUUAUCUGUCUUUCGUGAAUUCGAAAAAUCCGCUUGAAAAGAAAUUGAUGAAGUUGAUGAUAGAAGAAGAAAAAUUGACAACAAAUGUAGAGGAAGGAUUCAAGAGAGUUUGUAAAAAUCGGAAACUAGCAAUGUACUCAUCUGAGGAAGUACAAAAGAUUGUAAAUCUUAAAAUACCAUGUAAUCUGGCUUCUAUUGAGACGGGACGCGUAGACAGUUUAGCCAUGAUUUUAUCCAAAAACAAUCCAUUCACAGACGUUAUCAAUUUUCACUUGCAGAAAUUUAUCGAUAAUGGUAUGAUGAAUCGUUUAAAAGAUUCGACAUUUAAGAAGAAAUCCAGUGAUUUGAAGAAACAUGAACCGGUUCGCAUAAACAGCGUUAUGUCGCUUAUUUUCUUCAUUCAAACUGGUAUCAUUUUGAGUAUUUUUAUUCUGAUCAUAGAAAAGUGUAUAUUUUCUUCCAAAAUGAAGAAGGUGUCAAUGGUAAAUCGUACUCCGAUUAAAUCGUUCGGAGUUAAUGUAAAAAGGAAACGACAACGCGAGAACUAUUAACAAUAACGCUAAAACUCGCUUUUAAACGAAUUUUUUUAUUUUGAUCGUAAUAUUUUAAUAUGGCACAUAUUCUUAAUCGAUUGUAAUAAUUGUCUAUGAUAACCUCGUGCAUGCGUAUAUAGAAAAAAUUAGAAUAUAACGUUUGCUAGUAGUAAAUCAUUUUGUUAAAUA
This is a messenger RNA of Vespa crabro (European hornet), 795 nucleotides long. RefSeq lists its product as uncharacterized. Lineage: Eukaryota; Metazoa; Arthropoda; Insecta; Hymenoptera; Vespidae. The transcript is spliced from 4 exons. The record is from RefSeq and is a predicted model, not a curated record. The coding region runs from base 121 to 624 and encodes 167 amino acids.